AUGUUUACAGGUGCUGGCUCCCCCCGGGCCCCCUCCCCCCUCCGUACAUCUGGCACCUCACACAACCGGCCCCGGGGCCCCUCCACCGGCUCCAGACUGGCCCCUCGCUCAGUCACAAUGCAGGCUGCAGAUAAACACAUCCACAGCCGGGAGAGGGAGAGUAAAGAGGAGGGAGGGUUUGUGGAAGACUGGGCACAAACAGGAGCUAUUGUGAUGAGAGAGAAUGGGACAGAGGUCACAAGUGCCCACGCCUCCAAGUCGGACAUCAUCAAAUCAGGCAGCCCCAAAUCCACGCUAAAACACAUAUGGACAGAAAGCAGCAAGGACCUGUCAAUCAGCCGGCUCCUCUCCCAAACUCUGCACGGCAAGGAGAACAACACCGCUCUGGACCUCCGCUACGACACGCCCGAACCCUACUCCGAGCAGGACCUUUGGGAAUGGUUGAGGAACACCACGGACCUCCAGGACUCACGACCGCGGGCAAAACGACGGCCGAUGGUCAAGACCGGGAAGUUCAAGAAGAUGUUCGGAUGGGGCGACUUCCACUCCAACAUCAAAACCGUCAAACUCAACCUCCUCAUCACCGGGAAAAUCGUCGACCACGGAAACGGGACUUUUAGCGUCUACUUCCGCCACAACUCCACGGGUCAGGGUAACGUUUCGGUUAGCUUGGUGCCGCCCACGAAAAUAGUCGAGUUUGACGUGACCGCGCAGCAGUCCGUGAUCGACGCGAAGGAUUCCAAGUCCUUCAACUGUCGCAUCGAGUACGAAAAGGUGGAAAAGGGAGCGAAGAAUACACUUUGCAACUUUGAUCCCUCCAAGACGUGCUACCAGGAGCAGACGCAGAGCCACGUUUCUUGGCUAUGUUCAAAGCCCUUCAAAGUAAUCUGUAUCUUCAUAUCGUUCUAUAGCACUGACUACAAAUUGGUUCAGAAGGUGUGCCCGGACUACAACUACCACAGUGACACUCCCUACUUCCCCUCUGGCUGA
Messenger RNA from Boleophthalmus pectinirostris (great blue-spotted mudskipper), 990 nucleotides. RefSeq names its product neurexophilin 1 (gene nxph1). The record is from RefSeq and is a predicted model, not a curated record. The coding region runs from base 1 to 990 and encodes 329 amino acids. Gene Ontology annotation, molecular function: signaling receptor binding. The transcript is spliced from 2 exons. Lineage: Eukaryota; Metazoa; Chordata; Actinopteri; Gobiiformes; Gobiidae.